This is a messenger RNA of Penicillium paradoxum, 1224 nucleotides long. Its product is annotated as bZIP transcription factor. NCBI's taxonomy places the organism in Eukaryota, Fungi, Ascomycota, Eurotiomycetes, Eurotiales, Aspergillaceae. The record is from RefSeq and is a predicted model, not a curated record. Gene Ontology annotation, molecular function: DNA-binding transcription factor activity. The transcript has 2 exons. Bases 1 to 1224 code for a protein of 407 amino acids. Gene Ontology annotation, biological process: regulation of DNA-templated transcription.
AUGGUAGAAGAUCAGGCCAAAAGUGGUCGCAAGCGCGGUCGCCCUCGAACUGUGACCGACGAUCGAGAGGUGCUAGAGAAACGUCGCAAACAACUCCGUCUUGCACAGCAGGCAUAUCGCAAACGAAAGGAGACCACGAUCAGCAAUCUGCAGAAUCGCGUACACGAAUUAGAAACCGGCAUUGAAGAUCUCGGCCACUCUUUCCUCUCCCUUAGCGACCUUCUUAUAAAAGAGCAACUUGUCUCGCAACAUCCCGGUAUCGCCUCGGCACUUGAAGCCAUAACUCAGAAAUGCGCAUCUCUUGCAAAGGCUGGAAGUCAGGAACCGACCGAGGCCACCAUUGUUCGCGCCACACCAAGCCCUGAAAUUGCAGAUAAUAAUACAGUCCCGAAACCAGUUCUGGACAAUUCCUAUUCAGAUAGCUCAACAGACGUCGAAAAUAUAAUUCGAUCGGCUGCCACAAGCUGGCCUGCAUCUUCAACUCCACCAUAUCAAGAUCAAUCCAUGCCAUUUGGUUGCGUCAUGUCAUCUCCUGUCCAAUUCCCCUAUGUCAGCCCGCCAUUAUCGGACUCCCCAUCGACACUAGAUUUACUCCCCAGAGAUGUAACCCCAGAGAGAAAAUGGAAUAUUGCGCAACGUAUAGUCCGGACUUGUUGUCACAACGGAUACCGCCUCCUCAUCAACAGCCCCGAUCAUCCGAAACUAGAGGGGGUCUUUGGUCCUAUGUUGAGUCUGACGGAACGCAAUCGUCUCAUAUCGGGCUUUUAUGCUGUCACGCAGGAUAAGAUUGGCGAUUUAACAGAUCUCAAAGCCAAUGUGCUUCAUAUUCUACGGUCCAAUAUGAGUACAUUCUCCCAUGAACAACUCCAGAUCCCGUCUAGAAUUUGGCAAAUUGGACUGGAAUCUGCCUCUGGUGAAUGGAUGGAUGGGAAUGGCGUGCAACAAUACCUAUGCGAUAAGCAAGCCAUCUUUGAGAAUUAUCCUGAUUCCUCUGGUCGUCCUGAGUAUUCAGUCUCGUCCUCAGUCGACAUCACGGCUUUCAUCAAAUGUGAGUUAUCGGCAGCUGGUUACUUUGAUCAGAAUACUAAUGCCAUUGAAGUCCUCGCGAUGGAAGCCAUAUGCGUUGGGAAUGGGCCGGCAUUCCAACGGCAGAACGUGGAAAAAGCACUUCGUCUGGCAACCAAAAGUAUCGCCUGGACUUUCGAUAAUCUGUAUGAUUUAUGA